Molecule: messenger RNA, 1092 nt
Organism: Eimeria acervulina
Lineage: Eukaryota; Apicomplexa; Conoidasida; Eucoccidiorida; Eimeriidae
Exons: 6
Coding region: 1-1092 (363 amino acids)
Biological process (GO): regulation of cilium movement
Source: RefSeq, a predicted model, not a curated record
AUGGUGUUACUGCAUGUAAAAACGGCGGAUGAACAACAUCAGUUUCUGUUUGAGACAAAAACAAGCGAGACAGUGAAAGAUGUUAUUUCAGCUGUCACCACACUGCAUCUCACGCGGCUGAAGGCACUGAAGGUGGCAGAUGCCGCAGAGGCGGUGGCAACAUAUGGACCCUUAAGACCAGAAGAAACUAGAGGACUGACAGAAGAAGUGGCCAAGCUGUCCAACUUAAACGUUUACCCCGAGGGCCCCCCGACAAAUCCUGACCCGCAUUUUUACAGGACUGGAUUGCCCCCUCCCAAAGAGGUGGCCGACGUCAUUCUUCGCACCUGCGCAGAGGCCAGAGAGGCCCUGUCGCACAAGAAGGUGCAUCAACAACAGCACUUGAGGGUGAAAGUGGUAGAAGGUGUGAGGGGGGGGGAUUGGGGAGAAAGUGCAGUGCACACUUCAUGGCAAGAGGAAGCACUUCUGUCCCAGGCACUUGCGGCGCAGAACAUGAGCAACGAGGUUGAGCGUCGGGAAGCAUUGCUGCUGGAGGCGGUACAAGAGACGCUUAAUCUGCUGCGGGGGGCGUUGCAAAUCGCCUACCCUGCAAACCACGGCCUGCCGUGCUGGGAGCCCGCUCGCCUUCUCUUGGAAGAUAAGGAGACUACCGGUGGCCAGGAUAUUUCACAGAAUAUCACUCUAGAGAAUGCCUGUCUUUGGUGGACGGGAAAGCAGCUGCACAAGACGGAGUGCCUCAGCAAAUAUUUAGGAACAAACGAGAAGACAAGGACAGUGGUGCGGCUGCAGCCUAAGAAUGCGGGACCCCCCGUCCGCGAGCCUCGGAUGGAUGCAGAGACGCACAAGGCUGUGCUGGCGUACUGUCACAAGAAGAGACAAGAGGAUAAAGUCCGUCAAUCCCCCCAAAACCUGCUAUUGCCUCAGCUGCGUCUUCCUGCCUGCUACCUGCCCAUAUAUUCCGGCGGCGUCCCUGCGACCCCCUGCGGGGCCUCCUCCACGGACUUUUACUGUUGUCGGCAGUCUUGGGACAGAUGCCCUGCACGGGCAUUCUGUCGGCGCCCUGUCGUCUUUGUCUCCUCUCUGUGCCUCUGA